AUGUCAAUAAAGGAAGCACUUGCAGCAUAUAAGGUGCCUGAUAACAUAGAUAGGAGAUGCCUACCUGAGACUGUAGCGCGACCAAUUUCGUCCAAUUAUUAUGUACAAACAAGUUUCUGGCGUCUAUGGGAUCCAAGCCUAGUGAGUACGUUCAGUGAGUCUUGUCGAAAGGUGCUUUUUAAGAAUAAUUACCAUAUUCUAUUAUGCCACCGACGGAUAAUUGUCGUGGACAAGAACCAGCAGCCCUUUUCCUUUCCUCCUUUCAGUUGUGCCAUUAAUGAUGUACAUAUCGAAAAAGCUAGCAGCCGAUGCUUGCUUGUAGUCGUUGGCCUGACAGAGGGCGUUUUUACUGCAUUAGUUCGCCACGAGGAUCAUCAGUAUUAUGUCAAAAAGACAUUUUUCACUCCCACCAGCACAUCAAUCUCUAGAAUUCACCGCCUGAAAAAAGACCUUUUUGGUCUUUGCUAUGAAAACUGUUCCGUACAAAUUUUGUCUCUUCAGCUAUUAGGUGACGAACUUGAUGUUUUCUUAUACAAGGGUAUCCGAAACUGGUAUGCAAUAGGCUUAAGCCUUUUUUCACGAAAGAUCCACAGGGAUAGUCUUUUUGAUCAAACUACCGGGUACAUGAUGGUGCUUUCAGACAAGGACCUUUCACUAUGGACGUGUGCCGAGGAUGGAGAAUUUCAUGUUCAAUCUUCCUUGGACUUAAAGAAAGAGGCAGUGGCUGUCCUCCCUAGCAAUGUUAAGGGAAUUGUGGCGGUAGUGGUUCUGAGCUCUGGCGACCGCGUACCUGUAUCCGUACACCAAGCUUCUAAGAGGCCUCGGGUGGGGCUGUUAAAUUCCUAUACUCUUUCUUUGGAGGCUGAGAAAGUGGUAAAACUACCCGCAAGUAUCAGCGUUAUCAGUGUUUCUCACGCGUGCACUGGUGCCAACACUAUUAUUAUGUAUGAUGAACUAACGAUGUCCUUAAUCACAAUAGUUCAAAAUGUACAACCUUUACCCCUGCAUGAACAUUCAAAUUUUCGUGCUGAUGUUGUUUCCCAAAUUAACCUCAAUGAGAAAGCAUGCAGUCUGAGUUUCGAAGGGAAUCCAGGAACUUCUGAUCGUGGGAUAUUUUGGGUUUAUAACGAUCGCAUGUCCAUUAUGGGCCUGAAGCGAGUAUCAUUGAGCAAGUUAAUGAGGGAAAAGUAUUUAAACUCAAAAAUAGAAGGUGAGAAGUUGCUAGCCAAGCUAAGUCCUGAAUAUUAUGCUGAGCUUCUAAUUGAUGCGGCGCUAGGUGGGUUUCCAUUAGAGAGGGUAUCGAGCAGCUUGAAUGCUCUUUUACUUCCCGUUGUAAAGAAUCAAUCCACUCUCCGUCUUUCCCCGGCUGUAAUUGGCUUUACCAACUUCAUGAUAAGAGAGGUGGACAAACUAAACGAGAUUUGUUCCUCCUCCUCAUAUUGGGAGCAGAUAAAUGAUAUUAAUCGGUCGCGGCAGCGUCUAUUACACGGUUGCACUGCGCUUUCCACAUUUCUUCUUCAGAAUGGAUGGCUAGACAGCACCACCGAUCUUUCUCUAAAGUGGUCCUGUUUUGAGGCCCAUAGCCAUCAUUCUAUCACGGAACGCACCGCCAUCGACGCCCAGGCCCAGUAUCUUUGUACCUUAUUAGACCUUUCCAAGCACGCGAGCAUUCUCGCUUGGCUCUAUAUGCUUCUCAUCGAGGCCGGUAAGCCUGAGUUGUUCAACCGCACGCUCUCGCAAUCCCUCCGCGAUGAAGAUCCCACCGAGUUUGAGGUGCGCUACACACUCGAUUUACUCUCCUGCCGGGAUCUCAGGCUCACGGAAAAGCUUUUACAUGAGGUCCAGUUAUUGCCACCAAAAGCACAGCUGGCGGUGCGCAUCCACUCUUGGGUUCAGCGUGGGAAGCCAGUGGAGGCCAUGAAGGCGGCAAAGGAGCAUGCAGAUGUGAUUCGUAAGUUUGGGUUGUUUGAGUAUGUGUGUGAUUUGCUUGAACAAACUAACGCGGAGGUUUUGCCGACAGCCCACCUCCUACUGGAUCAUUACCGCUCGGAUCCAAGAGGUUCCAGCAAACUACUCACGAUGCUUGAAAAUCUUUCAUUGUCUGGAGGUCGUUUAAAGCAAAACUUAAAAUACAUCUUUGACUCAAACGAUCAGUCUCACCUGUGGGACGUUAUCUUUAAUUGGAUGGAGCAACACGAUCUCACUGAUGAACGCAUUGAAAUCUUUGCUUCAUUAGUCGCCGAGUAUCGAAAAGAUAUUAAUUUUACUGGUACUCCAACAGGUCGUUUUUUCUACUGCUGGAGCCAAGAAGGACAGGGGAAUCAUCUCGUUGCCGCAAAGUUGUUCGGUGAGCUUGCCCGUUCAUCUCACGUGGUACCCUUAUCUAUUCGUCUCAUAUGUAUUCAACAUUCCCUUCAAAAUGCCUCAUCUGAUGUGGAUAAGCUCACGCAGUUCCUUUUACUCCUCCAAAAGCAGUUGAUCGAGUUAUUGAACAGGCACCUGAAGAGCCGUACGGGUGAAUUUGUUUGCACGAAGGCCGAGAUUGAGUCUGAUAUAUCUUUACUUCAGCAGCAGUGCUUGGAGGAACGGAACCUAUUUGAGAUUGCUGGGCGUUAUCAGGCGCUGGGUGGCGCCAGUGUACAGCUAGAUAUCCUUAAAAUCAAUUCGGUGUACCCUGAAGAGGUUGUUUCGUGUGCAGUCCUUGGCAUGAUCACGUUCCUGAAAGCGGUAGGGUUAACUGCUGAGGAGGCGGCUAAACGGGUACUGCAAGAGUACUUGCCGUCUUUUCAAGAGCGCUUCCCGAUUUAUCAGAUCAUACUUUUUCUUUCAUUUGACGGGAAAGAAAUUGGGGAAAUUGUCAAGACGUUACUUAGAAACGAGGUUUCCCCUAUUGCUAUUUUUGCUGCGCUAUCACGUUUAGUGUAUGAUCAUGGGAAGAAAAAAUUUUCUCUCGGUAACACAGUGCAAGAAUUGGUCUUGAUUAUUCAGCGUAUUCCAGUGGAAAAUCGUUCGGUCUACAUUUCACACCUCUUACAGUGCAUACGAGGUAUCUUGGUUAGGGAGUACCAUGCAGUUGAGUUAACUCAAUCUGAUAUGGUUGCUCUAAAGACAGCCGAAGAGACACUUAUAAAUAUGCCAUAA
Phytomonas sp. Hart1 is the source of this 3141-nucleotide messenger RNA. The record is from the annotation of a GenBank genome assembly. Lineage: Eukaryota; Euglenozoa; Kinetoplastea; Trypanosomatida; Trypanosomatidae.